AUCCACAAACACUUCAGUAGAAAAGUGAAGCAAAAUGGAGAAUGCUGAGACCUCAAGAGGGAGUAGUGGACGUAUUAGUAGUUCUAAUGUAUGGAGAAACACUAGCUUGGAUAUUUUUUCAAUGUCUUCUCGUAAAGAAGAUGAUGAAGAGGAUCUUAAAUGGGCAGCUUUAGAGAAAUUGCCUACUUAUUUACGUAUAAGGAGAGGUAUACUCAAGGAAGAAGAAGGCCAAACUCGAGAGAUUGAUAUAAACAGUUUAGGAUUAAUAGAGAAAAAGAAUUUAUUGGAGAGAUUAGUGAAAAUUGCUGAAGAAGAUCAUGAAAAAUUCUUGUUGAAGCUCAAGGACCGCAUUGACAAAGUUGGAGUAGAUAUGCCAACAAUUGAGGUGAGAUUUGAGCAAUUAAAUGUUGAGGCAGAAGCAUAUGUUGGCAGCAGAGCAUUACCUACAAUCUUCAACUUUUGUGUUAACAUGUUUGAGGAAAUCUUGAAUUAUCUUCACAUUCUUCCAAGUAGGAAGAAGCCAUUGUCAAUUCUCCAUGAUGUGAGUGGAAUUAUCAGGCCUAAAAGAAUGACUCUGCUGUUAGGCCCUCCAAGCUCAGGCAAAACCACUCUACUUUUGGCUCUUGCUGGAAAACUCACUAAAGACCUAAAAUGUUCAGGAAGAGUAACAUACAAUGGACAUGGAAUGGAAGAGUUUGUUCCGCAAAGAACAUCAGCUUUUAUAAGCCAAAAUGAUGUUCAUAUGGGUGAACUCACUGUCAGAGAAACUCUUGCCUUCUCCGCUAGAUGUCAAGGAGUUGGAACCCGUUAUGACAUGUUGAUGGAUUUAGCAAGGAAGGAAAAAGAAGCAAAUAUCAAACCUGACCCUGAUAUUGAUAUCUACAUGAAGGCUGCUGCACUUGAAGGGCAAGAGGCAAAUGUUGUUACAGAUUAUAUUCUCAAGAUUUUAGGACUUGAAGUAUGUGCUGAUACUUUAGUGGGUGACGAAAUGGUAAGAGGCAUCUCUGGUGGAGAAAGGAAGCGAGUUACAACAGGGGAGAUGCUGGUUGGACCAGCAAAAGCACUUUUCAUGGAUGAGAUAUCAACUGGUUUGGAUAGUACCACAACUUUCAAAAUUGUGAACUCCCUUAGACAAUCAAUACACAUUCUCAAUGGAACUGCUCUUAUCUCUCUUCUCCAGCCAGCACCAGAAACAUUUGAACUUUUCGACGACAUAAUUCUUCUGUCAGAUGGCCAAAUUGUAUAUCAAGGUCCACGUGAAAAUGUGCUUGAAUUCUUUGAACACAUCGGCUUCAAAUGUCCUGAGAGGAAAGGAGUUGCUGAUUUCUUACAAGAAGUAACAUCAAGGAAUGACCAAGAACAGUACUGGACACAUAAAGAUGAGCCUUAUAGAUUUAUUUCUGCGAGAGAAUUUUCUGAAGCAUUUCAAUCAUUUUAUGUCGGUCGAAAAUUAGGUGAUGAACUUGCCGCACCAUUUGACAAGUCCAAAGCUCACCCUGAUUCUCUGACAACUAAUAAAUAUGGUGUCAGUAAAAAAGAACUCUUGAAAGCUUGCAUUUCAAGGGAAUUUUUGCUCAUGAAGAGAAACUCAUCUGUUUAUAUCUUCAUCAUGACCCAACUUAUUAUAUUGGCUUUCAUUACCAUGACGGUAUUUCUGAGAACGGAGAUGCACCAUAAGACAGAAACAGAUGGUGGAGUUUAUUUGGGUGCCCUUUUCUUCACAGUCACUACAAUUAUGUUCAACGGAUUCUCAGAGCUUGCAAUGACCAUCUUGAGACUUCCUGUCUUCUACAAGCAAAGAGACCUUCUUUUUUAUCCUUCAUGGGCAUAUGCUUUACCCACAUGGAUUUUGAAGAUCCCAAUAAACUCUGUAGAAGUUGCAGUGUGGGUCGUUAUGACAUAUUAUGUUAUAGGCUUUGAUCCAAACAUUCAAAGGUUUUUCAAGCAGUAUUUGAUACUAAUGCUGACUAGCCAGAUGGCAUCUGGACUUUUUCGUUUGGUAGCAGCACUAGGAAGGAAUGCAAUUGUUGCUAACACAUUUGGGGCAUUUGCAAUGCUUACUGCUUUGAUCCUCGGUGGAUUUGUCACAUCAAGAGAUAAUGUGAAGAAUUGGUGGAUAUGGGGUUACUGGUCCUCACCCAUGAUGUAUGUGCAGAAUGGUAUUUCUGUGAACGAAUUCCUUGGGAACAAUUGGAAUCAUAUUCCCCCAAAUUCAACAGAGCCAUUAGGAGUUACUAUCUUGAAGUCUCGUGGACUUUUCCCUGAAGCAUAUUGGUAUUGGAUUGGAGUUGGAGCUUUGAUAGGAUAUAUAUUCUUAUUCAAUUUCAUUUUUGUUCUGGCCCUAAAAUAUCUUAAUCCAUUUGGAAAGCCUCAAGCAAUAAUAUCAGAAGAGGCCUAUGUUGAAAAAAUUUCAAUGAAAACUGGAGUGCCAGUAGAACUAUCAUCAAAAGGGAAAAUCUCUCAAGAAAGAGACAAUAUGGCAAACCAAAGAAUUGCUUCAUUCAGGACACCUUCUGCGAGAGUAUACAGCUUCAGCAAUGCCGAUGAAAACAGAAAGCGUGGAGUGGUUCUUCCUUUUCAACACCUUUCCAUUACUUUCGAUGACAUCAGAUAUGCUGUAGACAUGCCACAGGAAAUGAAAGCUCAGGGUAUUACUGAGGAUCGUCUAGAACUUCUGAAGGGUGUCAGUGGAGCAUUCAGGCCAGGAGUCUUAACAGCUUUAAUGGGUGUUAGUGGUGCUGGAAAGACCACUCUUAUGGAUGUCUUGGCUGGAAGGAAAACUGGCGGUUACAUAGAGGGAAGCAUCUCAAUAUCUGGAUACCCAAAGAAGCAAGAAACUUUUGCUCGCAUAUCAGGAUAUUGUGAGCAAACUGAUAUACACUCCCCUCAUGUGACAGUCUAUGAGUCAUUGCUCUAUUCUGCAUGGCUCCGACUACCAUCUGAUGUUGAUUCUGAUACAAGAAGAAUGUUCAUUGAGGAAGUCAUGGAGCUUGUGGAGCUGACAUCCUUAAGAGAAGCGCUUGUUGGCUUGCCUGGUUUGAAUGGUCUAUCAGUCGAGCAACGUAAACGGCUGACAGUUGCAGUUGAGCUUGUUGCAAACCCAUCUAUAAUCUUUAUGGAUGAGCCCACUUCUGGCCUUGAUGCCAGGGCAGCAGCAAUAGUAAUGAGAACAGUGAGGAACACAGUCGAUACUGGGCGAACUGUUGUGUGCACAAUACACCAGCCGAGCAUUGACAUAUUUGAUGCUUUUGAUGAGUUACUUUUACUGAAGAGGGGAGGUGAAGAAAUCUAUGUGGGUCCAGUUGGUCAACAUGCUUGUCAUCUGAUCAAAUAUUUUGAGGGCAUUGAGGGUAUUCCCAAGAUUAAGAAUGGCUAUAAUCCUGCAACUUGGAUGUUGGAAGUUACUGCAGCAGCACAAGAAGUAGCUCUUGGAGUUGACUUUGCUGAUAUAUACAAGAACUCAGAAUUGUACAGGAGAAACAAAGUCUUGAUCACAGAACUGAGCAAGCCUCUACCUGAUUCAAAAGAUCUGUACUUCCCAACUCAAUAUUCGAAGUCCUUCUUAACUCAGUGCUUGGCCUGCUUAUGGAAGCAGCAUUCGUCAUACUGGCGAAACCCACCGUAUACUGCAGUUAGACUCACAUUCACAACAUUUAUGGCUUUGAUGUUCGGGACAAUAUUCUGGAACGUAGGUUCAAAAAGAGGGAGACAACAAGAUCUGUUCAAUGCAAUGGGUUCCAUGUACGCCGCAGUUCUUUUCUUAGGAUUUCACAAUUCGACGGCAGUGCAGCCGGUUGUGGCAAUUGAAAGAACAGUGUUUUACAGAGAAAAAGCAGCUGGAAUGUAUUCUGCAUUGGCGUAUGCGUUUGGACAGGUUAUGAUAGAAGUUCCUUAUGUCUUAAUUCAGACCAUGAUAUAUGGGGUUAUAGUGUAUGUAAUGCUAGGGUUUGAAUUGAGUAUUGGCAAAUUAUUUUGGUAUCUGUUCUUGAUGUUCUUUACCUUACUCUACUUCACUUUUUACGGAAUGAUGACCGUCGCCAUCACACCAAACCAUAACAUUGCUGCUAUAGUUUCGUCAGCUUUCUUCGCGAUAUGGAACAUUUUCUCAGGAUUUAUUGUUCCUCGACCGAGGAUUCCUAUAUGGUGGAGAUGGAAUUACUGGGCUUGCCCUAUUGCCUGGACACUGUAUGGAUUGUUUGCUUCACAGUUCGGAGAUAUUAAGGAAAAGAUGGACUCUGGCGAAACGGUGGAAGAUUUUUUAAGGAGUUAUUUCGGGUUUGAACAUGAUUUUGUUGGAAUUGUUGCUGCUGUUCUGGUUGGCAUAUCUGUGCUAUUUGGAUUCAUCUUUGCCUUCUCCAUUAGAACAUUUAACUUCCAGAAAAGAUAAGGGACUUAUUUGUUUCACGUGAUAAAUAUAAGGAGCAUAUUUGUACUUUUACCAAAAGAUAAUGUUAAGUUUAGUUAAGGAUUUA
Molecule: messenger RNA, 4472 nt
Organism: Mercurialis annua (annual mercury)
Lineage: Eukaryota; Viridiplantae; Streptophyta; Magnoliopsida; Malpighiales; Euphorbiaceae
Product: pleiotropic drug resistance protein 1-like
Exons: 24
Coding region: 35-4387 (1450 amino acids)
Cellular component (GO): membrane
Molecular function (GO): ABC-type transporter activity; ATP hydrolysis activity; ATP binding
Source: RefSeq, a predicted model, not a curated record